Molecule: messenger RNA, 1350 nt
Organism: Gekko japonicus
Lineage: Eukaryota; Metazoa; Chordata; Lepidosauria; Squamata; Gekkonidae
Product: alpha-1,3-mannosyl-glycoprotein 4-beta-N-acetylglucosaminyltransferase C-like
Exons: 3
Coding region: 1-1350 (449 amino acids)
Biological process (GO): protein N-linked glycosylation
Molecular function (GO): acetylglucosaminyltransferase activity
Source: RefSeq, a predicted model, not a curated record
AUGACUACCAGGCCUUACAGAGAUGCCAGGACCAAUCCUCUGUCCAUACUGCUGACAGGUGUUCCUUUUGCUCUCGAUGCUCAAGGAUUCAACCUGGAAAAUGUUAUACGGAAGAUGCCACGAAAUCCAGAUUUCAGUGUUGUAGCAAAUGUGAUGGGUCCUUUACCUAUUCCAUAUAAAUAUCUCUUGGGAUAUCCUCCAGUUAAAAAAAAAUUCUUGACCAUUGGAAUCUCUGCUGUCCAGAGAGAGAGAGAACAUUAUUUGCUGAGGACACUAGAGUCCAUUUACAACCACUGCAAGCCAGAAGAAUUAAACCUGAUAACAGUUGUUAUAUACCUAGCCAAUAAUGAUUCUAAAUUAAAUGAGCAAAGUGCCAAGGAAAUUGAGGCUCAGUUUGGUGAGCAUGUGAAUGAAGGGCAACUGCUUGUUAUAGAAAGCUCUUUAACUGGUUAUCCCCCUUUAAGUCACAUGAAAGAGGUUUUCUUUAAUACUCAGGGGAAAGCUCUGUAUCGAUCCAAACAAAACGUGGACUACGCUUAUUUACUUAACUUUUGUGCCGAUCUGUCUUGGUAUUAUUUGAUGCUAGAAGAUGAUAUAGUCUGCGCCAACAGUUUUGUAUUGACUAUACAAAAUUAUGUCAAAAAUGAGGUGAAAUCUUGGACCACUGUAUCAUUUUCAAGUCUGGGCUACAUAGGAAAACUCUAUCAUAGUUCAGAUCUUAUUAAACUGGCCCGGUUCCUCUUGAUGUUCUAUGAUCAGAUGCCUGGGCACUGGCUUCUUGAACUUUUCCAUCAAUCCCAGAAUCAAAAAGAUCUUAUAGUCUUCAAGCCUUCUCUUUUCCAGCAUACAGGUAGGGUUUCUUCAUUUCAUACUGUGGAAUUCGAAUUGCAAGACCCAGAGUUUCAAGAAGACAAUCAAGAUUUUGGAGACUUCCCUACUGCUUCAUGUCUCACAAACAUACUUGUAUUUGCAGAUUAUGUACCAGAGAAAGUGUGUCCCCCUGCAAAAGGGGUUUUUUGGGGUAUGAACAUUACAUCACAGAGUUUCUUUACUAUUGUUUUUGCAACCCCAAUUGUUCCUCAGAAGAUCCAGAUUUACACAGGGUCAGCUGAAUUUAACCAGGACAUUCUCCACUAUGGUUAUGUAGAAACUGGUAGAUUCAAAAUCCACACCCAUGAUGGUGUAACAUGUUUGCUUUUUGACCGAAUUGGGGACUUUAACAAUGGGCUCUUUGAAAUGAAAGACAUCAAUAACAUGGAUGAUAUAGAUUGCCUUCGAAUACAAGCCACAGCUUCACAAAAGCAAUGGCUACAAAUAAGGAGAAUUAGUAUUUGGGUGAAGAAUAAGUAA